CUGCCCAAGUCCUAAUAAAGUAUGCUUGAAAUCUGAUGAACCAAAACCGUGGACCAUCACCGCCGGUAUCCUAUCCCAAUUCCACAGAUUUGAGGUUUCCACUCCCCUCUUCCAGUACUUAUACCACCCGAAAAACCAAGCAGAAUCCCACCUCUCGAACCAAAGCCUGGAACUCAUAGGGCAACGAAAGCGAAGGAUCGAUCUCUGCGAUCUUUGGAGUCCGCUGGUCCCGCUGAUUUCUUGAAAUCUCAGGCCCCAAAGCCGCGAUUUUUAUUUCCCCCUUUCCGGUGGGACAGCUGCUGUGGCUGGGAGGCAUUGUUGGCGGCCGGAGGUGCAACCAUCGAUUCUUUACUUGAGAUUCUAUAUAAAGGCCUCGGUUCAGAUCAUUAUCAAGCAUGUCUCUCCUUUCAAAGCUACGUUUGAUCACCGUGGAUGUGACUGGCACGCUUAUCGCUUACAAAGGACAUCUUGGGGAUUACUACUGUAUGGCAGCUAAGUCAGCUGGGAUGCCAUGUCCUGACUAUAACCGCGUGCAUGAGGGCUUCAAGGUUGCAUACACUGAGAUGGCAAGACAGUACCCAUGCUUUGGAUUUGCAGCAAAGAUGCCGAACAUUGAAUGGUGGAGGACAUGUGUUAAGAAUUCGUUCGUUAAGGCUGGCUAUGAUUAUGAUGAGGAGACAUUUGAGAAAAUCUUCAGACGUAUUUAUUCUGCUUUUGGCUCCUCUGCGCCAUACUCAGCAUUUCCUGAUGCGCAUCCCUUCCUGAGGUGGGCUCGGGAGAAGGGACUCACAGUUGGGAUAGUCAGCAAUGCAGAGUACCGCUACAAAGAUGUAAUCUUGCCAGCCUUAGGGUUGAAUCAGGGCUCGGAAUGGGACUUUGGGGUGUUUUCAGGCAUUGUUGGUGUUGAGAAGCCAGAUCCAAAAAUUUACAAGAUAGCACUGGAGAUGGCAGGAAACAUUGCGCCAGAAGAAGCACUCCACAUAGGUGACAGCAUGCGGAAGGACUACACCCCAGCAAGGAGCGUUGGGAUGCAUGCGCUGCUCCUGGACCGGUUCAAGACGGCUGACGCUGAGAGCUGGAGGCAGUCUGGCGCAACGGUGCUCCCUGACCUGGUUGCCACUCAAGAGUGGCUCACCAAGAACCAGAAUGAGGAACAGAAGCACGAGACAGUAGCAGCUCAAGUGCUGAACAGAAUGUCUGAAAAGCUAAAGAUGGGGGCUUAAGCCCGCAGAGAGUUCCUUUUUACGCGCCGGUUGUGAACUGAAGAUCCUGCUGGUGGAAGGAGAUAGGUGAUGGUUCUUGACUACUGGCUAGUGUAAUUAGCAUGAGCUGCUGGCUGUUGUAAUGCCUACUGGGGCUUAUGCUGAUUGCUGAAUAUGACUAGCAAAUCAGUGUCAUGACUGUCUACUGACGAAGACUUCCGAGCUCCGUUUUCCACCUAUGUGGAUCAAUAAAGAAGAGGAAAUGGAUUUCACA
Molecule: messenger RNA, 1476 nt
Organism: Panicum hallii
Lineage: Eukaryota; Viridiplantae; Streptophyta; Magnoliopsida; Poales; Poaceae
Product: haloacid dehalogenase-like hydrolase domain-containing protein 3
Exons: 5
Coding region: 396-1223 (275 amino acids)
Source: RefSeq, a predicted model, not a curated record